AAUUGUCCUUUUUAAAGCCACAUUAGUUUUUGUCAAUGUUACAAUGAUUUUUAAGAAAGGUUUUUAUCCUCUCAUCUUUCUCUUUAUGGAUCAUGUGAUUUCUUCUUCUCUUCUUGCUUCAUCCAAGGCAUUGUUUGGUUCAUAUUUUGGGAUUUUGAAGGACACCUGUUUUGCUCUUGUAUGGGGUUGGUUUCAUACAUAUAAGUGUACAAAAAGCAAGCAGAGUGUUUCCCAGAUUGCAAUUUGAAGAUUUGAACUGAUCUUUGACUUGGAUUUGGGUCUUUCCUUUUCGAUACCCAUAGACUUUCUGCUCACUUACUGUUUUAAGAUAACUGGUAACAGUGCAGUGAAUCUAGCUUGAGUCAUACGUUCAUGGCAGUUGUCUUUUUUUCUUCUUCAACUUUUUGACUGCCAAUCCAAAAGAGCAUACAUGAUCAUCACUACUUUACUCUUCAACCUCUACUGUAACCAAAAUUCACUUAAAGGUUGCAGCUUUUUAUUUCUCUCUCUUUCCUUCUUUUUUUUUCCCUUGUUUUUUCCCUUACCUUCCAUUCUACGUCCUAGCUAACAGUCUAAACAUAAAACUGAGGCUAAGAAGCUUCGGUUUUUUAUUGUGAAAUGAAACAAAGAAGAAGGAAAAGGGCAUCUUGGCUCUCUCUCUCUCAAUUCAAGACUGUUUUAGAGAUUAAAAUGUCGAAAGAGCAAUUUCCAUCUGCCAUGGAAGAGGGCCUUGUUUGAAGCCUUUUGGAUUGUGUCCUUGAUCAUCUCGAGCUCUUUUAAAAGGUCCAUCCCCGACCCUGACAAUAGUAAAGUUGUUUCCUAUCCAAAGGGAUAAAGGGGAACAAGAAGGCCUCCAGCGAGAAUGAUGAUGAGAAGAUGGCUCGCUUGCUGCGCUAGGGACACAGAGAUUAGCCUCGACUUCGAUGAACAAGAGAGGAUAAUGACGUAUAAUGGCCUCGAGAGUUGCGUUAUAAACAACCAAUCUUACGAAAAUGAAAGCGGGACAAGCAGAGGAGAGGGUUGUGUAAGCGAAUCUCUCGAUGAUGAUGGUUGUUCAAGCUGUUCUUCCAGCAAAGAUGCUUUUGGGUCAUUUUCAUCUAAAUGGUUGAGAACGAAGAGGGAUGAGCAUGGUUCGGAUGAUUGGGAGGUCGCUGGAGGCCCUCGUCACUUUUAUGCUAAAGAGAAACCAUGUUACUCCCUGCAAUAUUCAGAUGUGGAGACAAUGAAAGAGAAAUUUGCAAAGCUGUUAUUGGGUGAAGAUAUCACAGGAGGGCGUAAUGGCCUCAGCCCUGCGUUGGCAUUAUCCAAUGCUAUAACAAAUCUUGCAGCGACGGUUUUCGGGGAGCUGUGGAAAUUGCAGCCAUUGCCUGAAGAAAGGAAGACCAAGUGGCAAAGAGAAAUGGACUGGUUGUUGUCCCCUACAAACUACAUGGUUGAGUUAGUUCCUGCUAAGCAAAAUUGUGCCAAUGGUCGAGCGCUAGAGAUAAUGACACCAAAAGCCCGUGCAGAUAUCCAUGUGAAUCUUCCAGCACUUCAAAAGUUGGACUCUAUGCUUAUUGACACGCUGGAUUCAAUGGUGAAUACUGAGUUUUGGUACUCAGAAGUAGGCAGCCGGGCAGAAGGCAGAACCAAGAGCGCAAAGGAGAGCAAGAGGUGGUGGCUCCCACUGCCGCAAGUACCGACAAAUGGGCUUUCUGACUCGGGAAGAACGAAACUGCUCAAUCAGAGUAAGGUGGUCUAUCAAGUAUUCAAGGCUGCCAAAUCAAUCAACGAAACUGUUUUGCUUGAAAUGCCUGUGCCAACCAUUAUUAAGGAUGCACUACCAAAGUCUGGAAAGGCAAACCUUGGUGAGGAACUGUACAAGUUGUUGACUGCAGAGCCAAACACAGCUGAGGAAAUGCUCGAUUCUCUUAAUUUACAAUCAGAACACAGUGCUCUUGAAGCCAUCAACAAGCUGGAAGCUGCCGUUUUUGCAUGGAAAGAUAGAAUGACUGCACAAGUUGGUGGUAAAUCUCCUGUUCUAACAUCAUGGUCCUUUGUUAAGGACCCAGAGUCAGAGUUUGAAAAGAUGGAGUCACUGUUGGACAGAACAGAAUCCCUUCUACAGCAGCUAAAGAGCAGAUAUCCAAAUCUUCCUCAAACAUUUCUAGAUUCUACAAAAAUCCAAUUUGGCAAGGACGUGGGACAUGCAAUCUUGGAAGCAUAUUCACGGGUUCUUGGAAACUUGGCAUUCAGCAUACUGUCUAGGAUAGCAGACAUUAUGCAAGAAGAUUCAUUGACCAAUCCCAGUUCUCCUGCGGCUACUUGUUGCUUUCCAGGAAUAAAUUCAUCAGGAUAUGUUGAGACUCCAGCCAUGUCCUACAUGUCCGACACUCACUCAUCGAAUCAGAUGAAUAAGGUGGAUGUGAAGCAUCGAAAAUCCAAUGCUAGUCAUAUUUCUGAUCAGAAACUCUCUUGUAGCGAAGCCAGGACAAGCUCGGUAAUUGCAACACCAAGUCGAAUUCGAGUAUGGUGCAUUGGUGGAGAUGCUUGUAGAAGUCUGUCCCCUACAAAUUCUCCAAAAAAUUAAAAAAGGAAAGAAAGCUUUGAUAUUUAUAUGCAGGUUUCUGUAAAUUGUGUUGCUAUAAUGUUCACUGAAAUAGCAUGAGAGGUGUUUGAUUCUCCCUCAUGCAUUAACAUAAUUAAUCAUAUGAAUAAAUCAGUGUUGGUUUGGCAGUCA
This is a messenger RNA of Populus euphratica (Euphrates poplar), 2719 nucleotides long. RefSeq names its product rop guanine nucleotide exchange factor 14-like. The record is from RefSeq and is a predicted model, not a curated record. The transcript has 8 exons. Lineage: Eukaryota; Viridiplantae; Streptophyta; Magnoliopsida; Malpighiales; Salicaceae. The coding region runs from base 863 to 2569 and encodes 568 amino acids. Gene Ontology annotation, molecular function: guanyl-nucleotide exchange factor activity.